This is a messenger RNA of Cinara cedri, 1336 nucleotides long. The record is from the annotation of a GenBank genome assembly. Lineage: Eukaryota; Metazoa; Arthropoda; Insecta; Hemiptera; Aphididae.
AUUUGAUUAGAUAAUGCUUUUUGAACAGAUUUUAUAUUUUAAUAAUAAAUGACGUGUUAUUUAAGUUUAUGAACUUUUAAAGAUUUAAGAUUUUACUAUGAAGUUAAAGGUUGUUUUCUUACAUCCAGAUCUGGGUAUUGGCGGAGCUGAACGUUUAGUGGUUGAUGCGGCUGUAGCAAUGAAAGAAUUUGGUCAUUCUGUACAAAUAAUUACUAACCACCAUAGCACUUCACAUUGUUUUGAAGAAACUAAAGAUGGUACGUUGCCGGUGAUAGUUGUAGGCGAUUGGCUACCAAGAACUGUAUUGGGCAAGUGUUAUGCAUUGUGUAGCUAUUUACGCAUGAUUUACGCUGCUUUGUAUUUGACAUUUUUUAGCUCCAUUGUUCCAGAUGUGGUAUUCGUGGAUCAAAUAUCAGCUUGCAUACCUGUAUUGAAAUGUAUGCCAUGUAAAGUUAUAUUUUAUUGUCAUUAUCCUGAUCAGUUAUUGGCUGCACAUGAUAAUAUCUUAAAGCGUUAUUAUCGAUUACCAUUGGAUUGGUUAGAAGAAAAGACCACUAUGUGUGCUGAUAUGAUUUUGGUAAAUAGUUAUUUUACAUUAAAUGUGUUUAAGAAUACAUUCAAGAGUAUUAAAAAACAACCAGAAGUUGUUUACCCAUCUAUAAAUACAGCAUUUUUCGAUAAUACUGAAACCACAAAUUUGGAGGAUAUAAUAUGUAUGGAUAAUUGUAAAUUUCUCUUAUCUGUGAAUAGGUUUGAAAGAAAGAAAAAUCUGGAACUAGCAAUUCAUAGUCUAAGCUUAUUAUCUGAUGACAAUAUCAAACUAAUUUUAGCCGGAGGUUAUGACCCAUUGAAUUUAGAAAAUAUUGAAUAUUUUCAAGAAUUAUUAAACCUUGUCAAAGAUUUGAAUCUCAAUAAUCGUAUUAUAUUUUUGAAGUCGCCAUCUGAUGGUAUAAAAAUAUCACUUCUUAGGCAUUGUUUGUGUUUAAUAUAUACUCCAUCUAAUGAACAUUUUGGUAUUGUUCCGUUAGAGGCAAUGUACUGUUGCAAACCAAUAGUGGCAGUAAAUAAUGGUGGACCUAAGGAAACAAUUGAAAAUGGUAUCAAUGGAUAUUUACGAAUUGCUGAACCAAAAGAAUUUGCUGAUGCUAUAGAACAGCUUAUGAAAGUGGAAGAAAAUGUUGAGUUAUUUGGUUUGAAUGGCAAGAAGAGAUUUGACAAUAUGUUUUCAUUUGGAGCAUUUAAAAAUAAAAUAAACAAUGUAUUAGAAAAAGUAUGUCUGACCGAUAGGCUUUAAAUUGGAAUUUAUGUUUUGAGAUACUAUAUUUUUCAUUUAAGU